Messenger RNA from Diabrotica virgifera virgifera (western corn rootworm), 1509 nucleotides. Its product is annotated as chaoptin-like. Lineage: Eukaryota; Metazoa; Arthropoda; Insecta; Coleoptera; Chrysomelidae. Gene Ontology annotation, molecular function: protein binding. The transcript has 2 exons. Gene Ontology annotation, cellular component: extracellular matrix. The coding region runs from base 141 to 1463 and encodes 440 amino acids. The record is from RefSeq and is a predicted model, not a curated record.
UUAUUUAAUCUGAGACAUAUAAUAAAGACGGGUUAAAGUAUAAUUUUCAGAACAUACAUCCAUGAAGGAGCCCACCUUAAUAAUUAACAAAUAGAAGUAAAUAUAGAAUUUUGGAAAGUCAAUGACAUCGUUUCUUUAUUAUGGAUCUACACAUAAUUCACAGAAUCUGCAUCUUGUUCUUUUAUCUAGUACAACAAGUAAGCAGCUUCAAAAUUGGCUGUAGACCUAGUUCAGAAACCUAUUACUGCAAUUCUAUCUCAAAGCUAUUUCCUCCGACUGAAGCCAAUAACUGCAACCAUCUGAUAAUAUUCAAUUCAACUUUAUCAACCAUAGAUGCCACCCUGUUUACCAGAUUUGGAGCAUUUACCACCUUCACACUCAGCAACAUACAUGUUAGAGAAAUAUCACCAGGGUCUUUUGCAGACAUUAGCAAUUUAGAACAUCUUUACUUGGAUCACAAUAAUCUAACUACUAUAGAAAAAAAGGUAGUACAAAAUUUACGUAAACUUCAAACUCUUGACAUAUCUUAUAAUUCAAUCACUUACAUCGCAAGCGAAGCUUUUACUGGCACCAAAAUAUCGUCACUAAACAUUUCUGGCAAUAGUUUAAGUGAUUUCAACUGCAACAUCAAACAACUGACAACUUUAAACACUUUAGAUCUGUCCCAUAACAAGUUGCUUGUCUUCGACUUGGAAACUUUGCCAAACAGCACAAAAACGUUGAUAGUUGCAAGAAAUAAUUUAGAAAAUUUACAAGAGUGUAAAUGUAUCGAUUCUGGAUGUAUGAGUCUUGAGAUUUUAGAUUUGAGUUUUAACAAUUUUUCAAGUCUAAAGAGAAUACAUUUUACGCAUCUUUUAAACCUACAGUCGUUGUUCCUACAAGGAAAUCAACUGAUAUCCCUCUCUUCUGAUUUAUUUAGCAAUUUGAAUAAGAUUCAGUACCUCAAUGUAUCCUCUAAUCAUAUUAAAAUUGUUCCUUAUCAAUUGUUUGAUAAUCAAUUAUAUCUGAAGACUCUAGAUCUAUCAAAUAACGAGAUAAAAGUUUUUAAGCCGCUUAUGUAUCAAAACUUGUUUAAUUUAGACAGUUUAUAUCUACAAAACAAUUCCUUAGAUUAUCUUAAUGUACCAAGCUUUCAAAGCAUAGGACUCAAAUAUAUCAGUCUGGAUGAUAAUAAUUUUCUGUGCAACAAUCUCAUGCGAAUGUUAAAUAUCUUUAAGAGUUCUAAUAUAACUGUUUAUAAUGCUAAGCAUGUUGAAACCAGUAACAUAAAUGAUCUUUAUUGUAUUCCAAAUGAUCUAUCCCCUUCUAGUCAGUAUUUAACAAGUAAUAUAAAAACAGUGGUUUUUGUAUCACUGGCUGUUGUUCUUGUUACUAUUUCUAUUCCGUGGAUUUGGUGGUACCGGAGAAGGAAAGUGAGAUCGAGAGAAAGUGAGAGAGAAAUAACACUGUUUUCGGGGAGCUGACUGUUAUAUAUUGUUAAAAUAUGUAUUAAAAUGUUUCAUAAUUAAA